CCCCGGCACGCCGAGGAUGCUCGGGGGGGCCCCGCGAACCCCGAAACAGCCCAGGGGCACCGCGAGUUGAGCUGCGGGGUCCCCACCCCCCCCUCCAAGAUGUCCUAUUUCACCGAGCACUUCUGGGGAGAGAAGAACCACGGCUUCGACGUCCUCUACCACAACAUGAAGCACGGGCAGAUCUCCACCAAGGAGCUCGCUGACUUCGUCCGGGAGAGGGCUGCCAUCGAGGAGAACUACGCCAAGGCCAUGGUGAAGCUGUCCAAGAUGGCCACGAACGGGACCCAGCUGGGGACUUUCGCUCCUCUCUGGGAGGUUUUCCGCAUCUCCUCGGACAAGCUGGCCCUGUGCCACCUGGAGCUGAUGAAGAAGCUGCACGACCUCAUCAAGGAGAUCUCGCGCUACGGCGAGGAGCAGGGCCGGGUGCACAAGAAGUCCAAGGAGGAGGUGGCGGGGACGCUGGAGGCCGUGCAGCUCCUGCACGGCGUGGCCCAGCUGCUGCCCAAGUCCAAGGAGAGCUACCACAGCAAGUGCCAGGAGUACGAGCGGCUGCGCAAGGAGGGCACCAGCCAGAAGGAGAUCGACAAGGCGGAGCUGAAGUCGCGGAAGGCGGGCGAGGCGCUGCGGAGGGCGGUGGACAAAUACAACGCGGCCCGCGCCGACUUCGAGCAGCGCAUGCUGGACUCGGCCAUGCGCUUCCAGGAGGUGGAAGAAGCCCACCUGCGGCACAUGAAGGGGCUCAUCGGCUCCUACUCCCACUCCGUGGAGGACACCCACGUCCAGAUCGGCCAGGUCCACGAGGAGUUCAAGCAGAACGUGGAGAACAUCGGCACGGAGAUGCUGCUCCGGAGGUUUGCCGAGAGCAAAGGCACGGGGAGGGAGCGGCCAGGAGCGUUGGAUUUCGAUGAGUACCGGCUGGCUCCAGCGCAGGAAGGACCCAAGAGGAGCCGGAGCAAAGCGUUCCGGAUCCCGGGAUUGAGCCGUAAGGAGCGGGAGCGUGAUGCUGUGGAAUCUCCGGAUAACGAGCUGGGCUGCCCGGAGGUGGACGAGGACGGAUUCACCGUGCGCCCGGACAUCGCCCGCAGCGAGGCGGAGAAUGCCGGGUGUUCCUCCAGCGAUUCCGACUACGACGAGGACGAGCCGCGGAAAUUUUACGUGCACAUCAAACCGGUGCAGCCGCGGGAAGCGCCCGGCAGCGCCGAGGCCGCCGUGGAGCAGCUCAAGGCCACCGUGGGAAAUCUCAUCCUGGCCCCCGGUGUCGGGGGCACCGUCAGGAGGCAGGCGUCACGACACACGCCAUCCCUGACGCCAGCCUCGGGUGACACGGAGCCCGAGGGGACACCGGCCGCGGGUGACAGCACGGGGAGGGGUCUCCCGGCGGCGCAGCUGCACAGCGGCCCCAGGAAGCCCCCCCAGGACACGCCGCCCUCGGCCGCUCUCUUCGGGCCUCCCCUGGAGUCGGCGUUGGAAGCAGAGGAAUUCCCGGCCCCCCGCUCCUACGUCCUCACCUCAUCCUCGUCACCCUUCUCCUCCUCAUCCCCGGAGAACGUGGAGGACUCGGGGCUGGACUCGCCCUCUCACCCCGCGCCCGGACCCUCCCCGGACUCCCGGCCCUGGACCCCGCAGCCGGGAACGCCGCAGAGCCCCGGCCCCAAAGCGGAGCCGCCCCCCGCCAGCAGCUCCUGGGCCCCCCGGCCCCGCAGCCCCUCCGGCCGCCUCCCCGAGCCCCCCAACUUCGCCGUUUUCAGCGGCCCCGGAGCCGAGGGGCUCUGGGGGGACGCGGGGGCCGCGCCCCGGGGUCGCGGCCGCUGCCUCAGCGCCCCGAGAGAAGCCCCCUCGCCGGAUCCCUUCGGGGAGUCCCCGGCCUGGGGCAGACCCCGCAGCCCCGCUGGGGAGCAGCCCCCCCUGACGCGUCCUUCCUCCAACUCGGCCUCCUCCUCAUCCUCCUCGCCGGCCCCCCCGAGCGGGGGGGAGUCCUCCAGCCCCUCCCCGUGGGGCUGCCAAGGGGCGGGGGCGAGGCUGAGCGAGGGGGGCACGGCCGGGACCCCCCCCUUGCAGUCGGAGCCGGAUUGUGUCCCCUCCUGGCCCAGCGCUGCCCCCCGGGACGUUCCUCUCGUGGCCCCCCCGCGCCGCUCCCGCUCCAAGCGGCCGCCGGCCGGGCCGGGCAGCAACAGCGACCUGUCGCGCUCGCUGAGCCCCUCUCCCUCCUGGAGCUGCGGCCCCUCUCACUCGGCCCCCGCCAGCCUGGGCGAGCGCGGCUUCUUCUCCGUGGCCCCGCCGGCUCUCGGGCUGUCGCGGGGUCCCAGCCCGGUGGUGCUGGGCUCGCAGGACGCGCUGCCCGUGGCCACCGCCUUCACCGAGUACGUGCACGCCUAUUUCAAGGGGCGCGACUCCGACAGCUGCCUGGUGAAGGUGACGGGGGAGCUGACCAUGUCCUUCCCCGCCGGCAUCGUGCGCGUGUUCAGCGGCCCCGCGGCGCCGCCCGUGCUCAGCUUCAGGCUCCUCAACGCCGGAGCCAUCGAGCAGUUCCUGCCCAACGCCGAGCUGCUCUACAGGAACCUGGAGGAGAAGCGGCUGCUCUGGAAGCUUCUGGACGUUCCCGGUGCCCCGGGGCAGGGAGGCUGCGGGCGGCUCUCGGCCAGCUGGGAGCCGCUGGGGGGUCCCAGUAAGCCCAGUCCCGUGGCCGCCCAGUUCAGCAGCGAGGGCAGCACCUUGUCGGGGGUGGAGGUGGAGCUGGCGGGCGCCGGGUACCGAAUGUCGCUGGUCAAGAAGAGAUUUGCUACAGGGAUUUACCUGGCGGGGUCCUGAGCGGCUCCUGGAGCCCCCCGAGUGCCCCCCGGGCUUCUCCCGUGGUUGUGUGAACUUGGAAACGCUGGAUGGAGGCGGGCGGGGGAGGGGGAGCCUCUUCCUCCUCUUCCUCCUCCUCCUCCUCCUCCUCCUCCUCCUCCUGCUGCU
Molecule: messenger RNA, 2955 nt
Organism: Pseudopodoces humilis (Tibetan ground-tit)
Lineage: Eukaryota; Metazoa; Chordata; Aves; Passeriformes; Paridae
Source: RefSeq, a predicted model, not a curated record